AUGUGGCUAUCGUGUCGACUGGGCUGCGUCGUCCUGCUUGCGACCACGGUGCUCUUUUCCGUCGCCAUUGCCCUGGACAGCGGUGGCAACAGCACCCUACCGGGAGACGAGUGCGGUCCCGACAAUGCGACGUGCGGCACGGAGCCCCUCCACGCGCCCGUGUUCCAGCCAUCGUCGCUCAUUCGCGUCGUAAUCCUCGUGCUGAUUGGAGUGCUGUCCCUUGUGGGCAACUGUGCAACGCUCGUAUCCAUCUGGAAGACGAGACUUAGGGCCCGCUCGACGGUUUACCUUCUUCUGGCUCACCUGUCUGUCGCAGACCUGCUGGUGACGUUCUUCUGUGUGCUCGCCGAGGCGGCCUGGACGUGGACGGUCCAGUGGACGGCUGGCGACGGUGCUUGCAAGGCGGUCAAGUUUCUGCAGAUGUUCUCGCUGUACCUGUCCACCUUUAUCCUUGUGGUGAUCGCGUUCGACAGGUUCGCGGCCAUCCGGUUUCCGAUGCGCCGUGCGAGCGCACGACGCACCGUUGUCCGCAUGGUGUUCGGUGUGUGGGCGCUUUCGGCGAUGCUCAGCCUUCCUCAGGUGUUCAUCUUUCGGGUGCAGCGGGGUCCCUUCGAGGAGGAGUUCUACCAGUGCGUGACGUACGGCUUCUACUCUGCCCAGUGGCAGGAACAGCUGUACACCACCGUCAGCCUCGUCCUCAUGUUCCUGCUGCCCCUAGUGACGCUCAUCACCACAUACAUCUGCACCUUCUACACGAUCUCAAUUCAGCGGAGCUUCUUUGUUCCCUCGAAGGACGGAGCAAGCGGGUCCGGCAAACACACGCAGGAGAACCACGAGCCGCAAGCUCGGCGGCACGCCAAGGCUGAGACCCUGGCCGCUCCAACCCAUUCCGCCAUGGACGACGCGCGGCGGAAGCUGCUCCACAAGGCCAAGAUGAAGUCCCUCAUGAUCACCGUGGUGAUUGUGCUCGCGUUCAUCGUUUGCUGGACGCCCUACUACUGCAUGAUGAUCAUCUUCAUCUUCCUGGACCCGGACGACCAGCUCACCGAAGAGCUGCAGGCAGGCAUCUUCUUCUUUGGCAGCUCGACCGCCAUGAUCAACCCCCUCAUCUACGGUGUGUUCCACCUCCGCCGACGACCAUCGAGGGGCUCGAAGCAGUUCAACAGCAGUGUCGCCUCUAGGGGCGCCGAGAACUCUGUGCUGCUCACAAACUGCCCGAGGAGGACUCGUUCGGGUCACCAGCCGCCCCAACAGCUCCGUAUGGUGCAGCAGACGUCUCAUCCUGUGGUGCGCCUCAAGUACUCGGUGGUUAGUAAUGGCUGUCUCAAGCAGAAACAGGCGACUGUGGUUGACGUUGAGGACAUAGACAGGUGAGCUGGGAACAGAACUGUGUGGCGUGCUGCGACGUCGCUCUGGACUCAAAUCCUUGAACUCUGUGAAGGAAAGGAUUUCACAUUUCGCACACGACAUUGUUCUUUGUUCUUAGGGAAGUCGGGUUUGUAAGUUGAGCGUGAAGAACGAGGAAGAGGUUACUGUCCUUCACUAUUUAGGUGCUCAACGGCGAUGACUGGAAGAAUUCCUGGCCUUAUGAUGUCUGCAGUUACAAUUUUUUUCGUCUUUGCUUGCAAUUUUUCAAAAAUUAUCCACCGACAACAAUUGAUUCACAAGUUGUGAUUUGAAAGAAACUUGCGCCUAUUCACGUUAAGAUUUUUUUUGCGAAGAGAAGCAGUUGUCAUAUCUGUUUUUUUUAGAAGAUAUUGGCCAAGGGUGCGAAAACUAGAGAGAGAUUUUCCGCUGCCAAUAUCAAUAUCAUCAACUGUCAAAACACAAGCUUCAAACAUGAAACUUACGGAGUACAAGGUUAAAGAGCUCAGAUUAAAUACAAGUGCGUGCUUACAUUUAAUUCCUCAGAAAUGAAAGUGGAGUGAACACGCUUUUAUUUAAUGUGCUGACGGUUUUUUCUUCGACAGACUGUACCUGAACAAUCGCUCUCCCCUCCUUGGCCAUGCUCCGUAGGCCAUGAACUUAGUGUCCUUUCCCGCACAUAGUGACACCGUAGCGAGCGAGAAAUGUUACUGAAAUGUUUUGAAUAUACGCAGGUGAACAUUAAAUAUUAAACGUCAUGCCAAUGUGAUUUGGUAUCAUCGUUGUAUCAGGUG
This is a messenger RNA of Ixodes scapularis (black-legged tick), 2159 nucleotides long. RefSeq names its product gonadotropin-releasing hormone receptor. Gene Ontology annotation, biological process: G protein-coupled receptor signaling pathway. The transcript is spliced from 3 exons. Gene Ontology annotation, cellular component: membrane. NCBI's taxonomy places the organism in Eukaryota, Metazoa, Arthropoda, Arachnida, Ixodida, Ixodidae. The coding region runs from base 1 to 1374 and encodes 457 amino acids. The record is from RefSeq and is a predicted model, not a curated record. Gene Ontology annotation, molecular function: G protein-coupled receptor activity; peptide binding.